Molecule: messenger RNA, 2091 nt
Organism: Odontomachus brunneus
Lineage: Eukaryota; Metazoa; Arthropoda; Insecta; Hymenoptera; Formicidae
Exons: 4
Coding region: 439-1398 (319 amino acids)
Source: RefSeq, a predicted model, not a curated record
GCCAAACUUAGUCUCGUGUGUGUCGCGGAUUUUCCCGAGUCUUUCCAUUGUAUUACGGGACGCCGAGAGAGACACGUGCACCGUGCCUAUUACGUACGAUGUUUGACUGAUUCAUUUUAAGAGAGUAGUGAUCAGAAUAUUUUAUCGGCUCGCGCGAUAAUUUAAUCCGACUCCGCUCGCGACGCGUUGUCAAACGCGUGUUUCGUUUCGCAUUUUAUCAAAUCGUAUUUUCGCGAGUGUCAGUGUCGCAACGAAGUAGCCAGAAGUCAGGAUGCUGAGGAUUCAAGAGGGAAGACGCUGGAACACGAGUAACGAUACGUUCAUGUACAUUCAGCGUGCCAGUCGGUGUCGCGCGGAUUGCUUGACGCAAUGGCGGUGUGAGCGUUACUGCAGCUGAGCUGUUACUGAUGUUAUUAAAUUAGCAUAAGAGAAGCAAACAUGAUAGCCAAACAAAAUCAGCCGGUUGACGAUGAAGAUAAUCAAUCGCGAAUAAAAUUGAUUGCGGAAAAACGAAAGACUUUGGAGGAAAAAUCUGCUGAGAUUCAGGCAGAGAUUAGGACCUGCUUUGAGGAGCUAGUAGAAGUCCUACGAUCCAGGGAGAGACAAUUGCUGCGUCAAGCAGAAGCCAUUCACAGACAACAACUCUCACUGGUAGAAACAUCACUGGAUUUCCUGCCGUCAUCGAUAGCGGUUCUGGAUGGUAAGAGCGAGCUGGAGGAACAAAUAUGUCGGUUUGGUAAUAUCGAUAUACACGGAGCGAACGGUAUCACGGUGAAGGACGUGGAGCCGUACAAAGUCGUAGACUAUCAGGAUGCCAACAAGGAUCACGUCAGUUUCGAUAAGUCGAUCACAUGCCAGAAGAUCAGAGAUCGCUUGAGUCUUCCACGUUACAAGGAUUUUGUAUCCGACUACAAAACUCUGCGUAUCUCCAGCAUGCCGCCUGCUUUCCUCAUCGAGAAUCAACUGCGAGACGCGCGAAGCGUAAAAGGUAACUCGUUAAUGCGUCUCAGCAACACUUUGUCUUUAUCAGCUUGCUCGCCGCUUUUAAUUAUAAAACGCAAGCUCGGCUUAACGCACGUAUCCUUGGACGGAUUACACGCUUUUGACAAAGCGUAUCCACGGAGUGUACGGUCCUUUGAGAUGUCCCCAGAUCUGCAAGACUUGGCGAAUGAAACGACGGAGGACGAUUUGCAGGAACUCGACAAGAAGGUCACGAGUCAAAAUGAUGCCAAAGCGAUCAACGGAUGCCCGAAAGAGCAGGAGAAGAGUUGUGAGCAUCCAAUGCAAGUGCAGCAUUGGUUACGGCAGAUUCUUGCGGAAACCGAGAUAGAGCCAGCGAUUCAUGAAAUAGGACAAUUUUCGGAAAUAUCCAAUGUAAAGCUCUGCAAUGAGCUGUAAUACUAUUUGCCGGCGUUUCGAUCGGGGGCCAAGGUUUCCACAGUUAUGGAAAGCAAAACCGAGAAGGCUGAUCUACCUUAGACUUACAUACUGAAUAUUUUUAAUUAAUACGACCUUUAUGCAAAAAUCGAUUGAAAAUCGAUUGAAAAGAUGAUAUUCCUUAUGUUGUGGCCUUUUUGUAAUCAAAGAAAUACGAAAAAAAUGAAAGAGAAUAUGAGUGACAAAAAGUGAGUAAGAGAAGAGAAGAGAUAGAGAGAGUAGGAGAAAGAGAGAGGGAAAGUAUAAGAAAAAGAUUUAUUGUGCACAUCGAACGCGAUAAACUUCAGUGUCUCGGCGACAGAUGUUCAUCACGAUAUUCUUUGUUUUAUACAAGAAACGUGUUCGUCGUUCGUGAAAUAUCGAACAAGUCGAUUAGUGCCCUUUCGAAAAGUGUCGCUUAACAUGUCCGAAUUAUACAAUUUAUAAGACUGUUUAUUCUACUAAACAACAUCGCGUAUUUAUUGUAUCGUAGUUAUAAGUUUUCAGUUUAUAAUGCGGCCUGCUGUCUUGUGCGUAAUUGACCAUUGUUAGUCGAGUGGUGGGAUUCAAUAUACGAUAUAUCGUUCUACGGAUUCAGACAGCAGACGAAAGCACGAUGAUACGAGUUUUCUUUCUUUUUUUUGUUUGUUUUGUGGAAUAAAAUUGACGAUUGUA